AUGACGUCUGCUUAUUUCGGAGUCGCUGGUGGAGGUAAUGCUGGAGCACAAUCAGCAUAUUUCGGUGUCGGUGGAGGACCGCCAGGUGGUGGAGCACCAAAAUCAACUGGAGGAGGUGGCGGUGGCGGAGCACAACAGCCAGGAGUCUCGUGUUAUCUUGGAGCCGGAGCCGGUGGAGCAGCUGGGGGCGGUGGAGCACAAUCUGCAUACUUUUCUGUGACACCAACUGGAGGCGGAGCUGCACCAUGUGGAGGAGGUGGAGGUGGAGCUGGAAUUGCACCACCUUCUAGCGCUGGAUCUUAUUUCACACCACCAGCCGGUACUGGAGGUGGAGCCUCAACGAUGACCGCAGUCGGCGGUGCACCACGAGGAGCAUCCACAAUGACAGCAGUCGGCGGAGCCCCAAUGGGCGGAUCCUCAACCAUUACCGCAGUGGGCGGAGCUCCAGCUUCUGGCUCAUCAACAAUGACGGCAGUGGGCGGAGCACCACGUGGAGCUUCCACCAUGACCGCUGUCGGUGGAGCACCAAUGGGAUCCGGCUCAACAAUGACUGCAGUUGGAGGAGCUCCGAUGGGAUCUGGAUCCACGAUGACCGCAGUGGGCGGAGCCUCUGCCAUAACUGCUAUCGGAGGAGCUCCAAGAGGAGCAUCGACUAUGACUGCUGUUGGUGGAGCCCCAAUGGGAGGAAGUUCGACGAUGACAGCUGUCGGUGGAGCCCCACGUGGAGCCUCUACGAUGACUGCUGUCGGUGGAGCACCAAUGGGAGGAUCUAGCACGAUGACUGCUGUCGGAGGAUCUCAGCCGCAGUUCGGAGGAGCUCCAGCACCACCAAUGCCAUCUGGGUCGUCGAUGGGAGGAAGUGGAGGUGGAUGUGGAGGUGGCGGUGGUGGUGGAGCCACUUCGGCCUACUUUGGAGUCAGCGGAGGAGCCAUGGGAACUGGUGGAGCUCAAUCGGCGUACUUUGGUGUUGGUGGAGCACCAGCUGGUGGUGGUGGCGGUGGAGCCAGAUCUGGAGGCGGCGGCGGAGGUGGAAUCCCCGGACAAUCGGUGUACAUGGGAGCCGGCGGCGGUUGCGGCGGUGGAGGAGGUGGAGCCACAUCGGCAUACUUUGCUCCAAAGUAA
Caenorhabditis briggsae is the source of this 1122-nucleotide messenger RNA. Lineage: Eukaryota; Metazoa; Nematoda; Chromadorea; Rhabditida; Rhabditidae. Bases 1 to 1122 code for a protein of 373 amino acids. The transcript is spliced from 3 exons. The record is from RefSeq and is a predicted model, not a curated record.